AUGCACGUCUAUGAUGGCAAAGGGAUCUUCCAAGUAAGCAAAGGAAAGGCAAAGGCUGUUCUGACCAUAUACCCCACAUCCUCCCAGAUAUUCAGUGGAGAGUCUGUCACUCUCAGAUGUAACAUACAAAGGGGAAAAGUCACUGACUGGAAAUACACAUGGAUCAAGGAUGAUGUAGACUCCUUCAGUAGGAAGAAUGAAUAUGAGAUCAGAGAGGUUAAGAUUUCAGACAGUGCUGACUACAGGUGUCUGGGUACACGUAUUACUAAUCAGAAGAAGCAUUCAGAGUGGAGUGAUAUAGUCAGACUGACAGUGACAGCUCUGCCUGAAACUACACUGACCGUAUAUCCAAACCCUGCAUACACUGGAGAGACAGUAACUCUGACGUGUUCAGUCGGGUCUGGCAGUGGCUGGAGCUAUACAUGGUACAAAGACAACACUAAGAAAGUAGUGACCUUGUCUGGCAGACACACUACAACAGGAGCCACCUUCACCAUCAGUAGAGCUGCUGAUUCUGACCAGGGUCUCUACUGGUGUCAGGGAGAGAUCCAGUUCAGAUCCAUAUCAUCAAUCAUCAGUGAUCCUGUCACUAUCACCGUGAAAGCCCUACCCAAAGCUACACUGACCAUAACACCAAACCCUGCAUACGCUGGCGAGACACUUACUCUGACGUGUUUAGUGGGGUCUGACAGUGGCUGGAGCUACACAUGGUACAAAGACAACACUAUUAAAGAAGUGACCUUGUCUGGCAGACACUCUACAACAGGCGUCACCUUCACCAUCAGUAGAGCUGCUGAGUCUGACCAGGGUCUCUACUGGUGUCAGGGAGAGAUCCAGUCCAGAUCCAUAUCAUCAAUCAUCAGUGAUCCUGUCACUAUCACUGUGGAAGAGAGACCUGUGGCUGUUCUGACCCUCCAACCCAUCUGGCCCCAGAUAUUCAGUGGCGAGACUGUCACUCUCAGUUGUGACAUUCAAGGGGGAGAAGAGAUUGAGUAUGCGUUUUAUAACAGUGGGAAGUCGGUCUACACGAAUACAGAGCCUGAGUACAGAAUCAGUCCUGCAAAGAAUGGUCUAUAUACCUGUGAAGGUCUUCAGAAAAGAAAUGGCUUAAAACACUCCCAGACCAGUAAUGCUAUACAAUUGACCGUGUUAGAUCAACCCCAAGCUCUCCUGAGUGUCUCUCCUCAGUGGCUGAACCCUGGAGACUCAAUUACUCUGAGCUGUGGGGUUAAAGAGUCAUCUACAGGCUGGAGGUUCUUCUGGUACCGAACUGUUCUCUACACAGCUGGGUUACUCUCUCUAUCGGACACGUCCUACUCUGUAGAGCCUCUAUCUGGCAAUGGGACUAGUGAAGACUCCUACACUCUGAUCCCUGCUGGUCCUAGUCACACAGGAGGAUAUGUGUGUAGAGCUGGGAGAGGAGACCCGGUCUAUGACACACUCUACAGUGAACCUCAGUUUGUCUGGUCAGGAGAUCCGCAACCUUCAGUGUCUCUCAAAAUAAGACCUAACAGAACUCAACACUUUAGAUCAAAGUCUCUCUCACUAAGCUGUGAGGAGAAGAGGAACUCUACUGGAUGGAGACUGAAGAGAUACAGAGAGAAAGCAGUGGAGUCAGGGUGUGUCUCUAACUGGGGAUCAAAAGCAGGGUCCACAUGUACCAUAAAAUCCACACAUAAAAAGGACAGUGGAGUGUACUGGUGUGAGUCUGGAUCAGGAGAGUACAGUAAUGCUGUCAACAUCACAGUGUCUGAUGGCAGUCUGAUCUUGGAGAGCCCUGCCUAUCCCAUGACUGAGGGAGACUCUGUGACUCUACGCUGUACAAAUAGAUAUCAGGAAACAAACCCAAUACCGAAGGUUGAUUUCUACAAAGAUGGAGUACUCAUCAGGAAUGAGACGACAUUAGAGAUGACCAUCCCUGCAGUUUCCAAGUCAGAUGAAGGCUUCUAUAAGUGUAAAUUUAAUGAAGGAGAAUCACCAGAGAGCUGGGUGACAGUGAGAGGCGUAACUCCUGGACCCUCUACAUCAGUCCUAGUAGGAGUGGUUGUGGGCCUGGUUGUUGCUGGUGUUCUACUGGCCAUUCUCCUGGUACUGCUGUGUCGAUAUAAAAACGCCAAAGGUUCCUGUUGCAACAGGACUUUCUCGCCCCCCCAGCCACAGAGGACCAACCUGGACACCCAACAGGACCAAGGAUCUACCCAGGGCCAGGCUCCUGAUGGUUGGUAUACACGUCGGAAGCAUGGUCAGUCUCUUAGUCCACACCACUGUUACCCUCCCCUCUCUGUAAUUUCACACACUAACUUUUCACCAUUCACUUUGUAUACAACAUGUUACUGUACUUUAAGUCCCUAGACAAGCAUGAGGGAAAACCAACACAUUCAUCUUUCUAUCUGUUCUUUGAUCAACAGGUGGCGCUAACAUCUACGAUACAAUCACUCUCUCAGACAAUAAUGACAAUGGUAUUGUAUACUGUAUGUGAAGUUUAGCAUGAAUACAGUAUAGAGUUGUUGUUGCUGUUAUUCUUCAU
Salvelinus fontinalis (brook trout) is the source of this 2527-nucleotide messenger RNA. Its product is annotated as basement membrane-specific heparan sulfate proteoglycan core protein-like. The transcript is spliced from 11 exons. Bases 1 to 2352 code for a protein of 783 amino acids. NCBI's taxonomy places the organism in Eukaryota, Metazoa, Chordata, Actinopteri, Salmoniformes, Salmonidae. Gene Ontology annotation, molecular function: transmembrane signaling receptor activity. The record is from RefSeq and is a predicted model, not a curated record. Gene Ontology annotation, biological process: cell surface receptor signaling pathway.